Drosophila arizonae is the source of this 5122-nucleotide messenger RNA. RefSeq names its product protein polybromo (gene polybromo). NCBI's taxonomy places the organism in Eukaryota, Metazoa, Arthropoda, Insecta, Diptera, Drosophilidae. Gene Ontology annotation, biological process: transcription elongation by RNA polymerase II; chromatin remodeling. The record is from RefSeq and is a predicted model, not a curated record. Gene Ontology annotation, molecular function: chromatin binding; protein binding. Gene Ontology annotation, cellular component: RSC-type complex; SWI/SNF complex.
UCACUAAUUUUUCCGGUGGCGUCGUUGUCGCAUAAAUUUCUUAUUUUUAAAUUAGAGCUGCACUAUUUUCAUAAAUAUGUUGAGCCGUAAGCGUCGUGCUAGCUCAAUAUCAAGUCGGCAAGACGAAGAUCCAUUGUUGCUUGACGACUCGACGCCAGAACAGUCACCGGUUCAGCAGACACAAACGGCGCGAAAAAAGCGGCGCUUAGACCCAACAGAGCUGUGCCAACAGCUGUACGACGCGAUACGCAACAUUAAGAAGGAAGAUGGAUCAAUGCUGUGUGAUACCUUCAUAAGAGCUCCUAAACGUCGUCAGGAGCCCUCCUAUUAUGACGUGGUGGUAAACCCCAUCGAUUUGCUAAAAGUACAACAAAAACUGAAAACAGAUUCUUACGACGAUCUGUACGACAUGAUGAAUGACCUGGAAUUGCUGAUAAGUAAUGCCAAGGCAUUCUAUAAGCCUGACUCGCCCGAGUUUCAGGACGCAGUGGCUCUGUGGCAGCACAUACAGUCGCAUCGACAGCGCAUUAUGGAAGCGAAUGGCUUCGCGGAGGAGGAACCACGUGCUAAGCGUGCACCUCGGAAUGCGCGUCGGCUGACGAGUAGCACUGAGCCAGGUGCUGGGGACACUGAAGAGGAAUACAAUCAGUAUGAAGAGCUUUUCGCAUCUAUCAUGACGGCUACUGAUCCGAUUGGCGACAGGGCUAUGCAUCGCAUGUUCCAGCUGCUGCCGUCCAAGAAAAUUUAUCCGGACUACUAUGAUGUCAUCGAGCAUCCCAUUGACUUACGCCUGAUCGCUACCAAGAUACAAAUGAACGCCUACUCCUCUUUGGUGGAAAUGGAGCGUGAUCUGCUGCAAAUGACCAAGAAUGCGUGCCUCUUCAAUGAGCCCGGAUCGCAGAUCUACAAGGACGCAAAAGCCUUGAAGCGCAUAUUUACGCAGCGACGUCUAGAGCUGGAGAUGGGCAAGGUCAAGCCAGUCCGACGCCUAAAAAGCUUGUCAAGUGCUGCUAUAUCAGCGCUGAAAGAAGAACUGGAUAGCUCUGACGACGAGGAGACCAGCAAGAAAGGCGAGGGUCCCAUGUGGGCAUUAUUUGAUCAUUUGUACAAUGCUCCUGGCACCUCGGAGCAUCCGGGUGUCACCGGCCCGCCGCUAGGCAACUCUUUGUGGAAACUGCCAGUACGCCGCUUUCAUCCGGAGUAUUUUGAGUUAAUCAAACGCCCCAUUUCCAUGAGUCAAAUUCACACAAAGCUGAAGAAGGGCGACUAUGCGAAUAUAAGUGAUCUCACGGGUGACCUGUACUUGAUGCUGGACAAUGCCAAGAAGGCAUUUCCAGUCACGCACCGCACGCACAAGGAUGCUCUAAAAAUGCAGAAACUUAUGAAUGCAAAGCUGGUCGAGGAGUCACUGGAGGAAACCAGCGACAUGGACGAAGAUGAAACUGAUGAAACAUUCACGACCAGCGUGCAGCCAGAGAAACGCAAACCGGGCAGACCACGCGUCAAUUCAAGUUCCAGCACGGCUCUCACGUCAAAUAACUCAAACUCACCGAAAGCGAAUCGCAUUGCUAUAAACGCGGUCAUCAAAAAGAAAAUUCUCAGCAUCCAAAAAUACUUGGUGGACUAUACAGUGGGCAACCGACGGCCAAUCGAGAUGUUUAUGGAGAAGCCGCCGCGCAAGGUAUAUCCGGAUUACUAUGACAUAAUACAGAAUCCCAUCGACAUGAACACCAUUGAGCACAAUAUACGGGCCGAUCGCUAUGCCACUGUUGAGGAUGUCGUUUCUGACUAUCGGCUCAUGUUCUCCAAUUGCCGACAGUACAACGAGGAGGGCUCCAAUAUAUACGAGGAUGCCAAUACUCUAGAGCGUGCCUUGAAUGAAAAGCUCAAGGAAUUUCCUGGUCUGGUUGAGGUCAAGAGACCACUUCAGAAAUAUAAGCUGGGAAGGAAGCCAAAGGCAGCGCUGCUAGCUGACCGCGAGCGUCUCUGGCAGUUCUAUGAAACGCUGCGAGACUAUCAAGAGCCGAAAGGCAAGCGGCAAUUGUCGCUGAUUUUUACAAAGCUGCCGUCCAAGAGCGACUAUCCGGAAUAUUAUGACAUCAUAAAGGAUCCCAUGGACAUGGAGCGGAUCGCCCAAAAACUGAAGCAGGCUGCAUACGAAAGCGUGGACGAAAUCGCCGCUGAUUUUCUCCUUAUGCUCGAGAAUGCCUGCAAAUACAAUGAGCCCGACUCGCAGAUCUACAAGGAUGCAUUGGUGUUGCAGCAGUUGACGCUGCAGCUGAAGCAGCAAUUGCGCACUGAGCGCGAUGCACUGCCCGAUGUUCAGUUGGCUGUUCAGGAGCUGUUUUUAACUCUCUUCUCGACGGUCUACAACCAUCAGGAUGAGGAGGGACGCUGCUACUCGGACUCUUUGGCUGAGCUGCCCGAGUACGAUGAAUUGGGCGAGGGCGCAAAGGUACGCGGAAUCUCUCUGGAUCUGAUCAAGAGGCGCCUUGACAAAGGCGCGUAUAAGCGUUUGGACGUAUACCAAGAGGAUGUAUUUGCCUGCUUGGAUCGGGCGCGUAAAUUGUCGCGCACUGAUUCGGACGUCUUCCAGGACUCCAUCGAGCUCCAAACGUAUUUCAUACGAAAGCGAGAUGAGCUGUGCAAGGACACGUUGAGUUCGCCGGCGCUCGCAUUCACAGUGGACAAAUUGCUUGCAGAUGUGGAGGUAAUGCGGCUACAAAAACUGAUGCAAGAGGAGCAGGACCAGGAGCAAGAGAAGGAGGACUUCAAUGCAAGCGCCAAAGGCGAAAGCAUGACAAUCAACCAGCAGGUCUACUCGCCUGGCGACUACGUAUACGUGCAGAUGCCUGACAAUAAGAUUCCCAGCAUUGCAUGCAUCGAGCGGCUGUGGACUACCCCGACCAAUGAGAAGCUGAUGCAGGCCUCAAUCUUUCUGCGACCCCAUGAGACCUAUCACGUCACGACUCGCAAGUUCCUCGAGAAAGAGGUAUUCAAGAGCAGCAUCUCGCAGACCAUAUCCAUGGACAAGGUGUUGGGCAUGUGCUACGUCAUGCAUAUCAGGGACUAUAUUAAGCUACGCCCGGAUGGCUUGCCCGAAAAGGACGUGUUUGUCUGUGAGUCACGCUACAACCUGCAGGGACGCUGCUUCAAGAAGCUCAAGAAUUGGCCAACGUCGCGCGAGAGCACGAAUACCUCGGUGAGAUUUGUGCCGCGCGAAACGCCAUUGGAGCUGAAGCGUGUGAUGUCCGUAUUCAAGGAACGGAUCGAGAAGCACAAGGGUGAACUGGAAGAGCUUAAGAUGCAGGAGGUCCUAAUCGAAAAGGAGAAGCCCAAUGUAACCUGUGACGCGCCACCAAAUGCACAGGACAACAGCGUCUACUAUCAGCAGUACAACACCAUUUGCAGCGGGGUCAUCAAGACCGGGGACUACGUAUAUGUGGCCACGCAGAGCGGCAAGCAGUCUGUUGCCCAAGUCCAGCAAAUCUGGGAGAUAAAUGGCAAGUCGUACUUCAAGGGACCAUGGCUGCUGUCGCCCAGCGAAACAACGCCGGCUUUGGGCAAGCAGUUCUACCGCCAGGAGCUGCUUCUCAGCACUGUUGAGGACAUGAGUCCUGUUAUCAGCAUCGUGGGCCGAUGCGCUGUGCUGGAGUACGCCGAGUUCAUUAGCUCCCGGCCAACCGAAAUCGCUGAGAGCGAUGUGUACAUAUGCGAGUCUGUCUACGAUGAGCUGAAAAAGGCUCUGCGGAAUCUGGUAGUUGGCAACCUGCGCAAGUUCCAGCACAGCGCAGAGGUUACAGAGGAUGAGAUCUUCUACUUUAAAACGCCUAUAAAACCGACGAAGGAUGUUAAAACCGAGUUGAACGAGCUGGCCAUGCUAGAAGACUCCAUGGAUGGCGACACACCGUCCCUGAGCUCGGAUAUAGUGGCAAUAUCGUCCCCAGCACCGUCGAUCAACUCCACGCCGCUUACCUCUAAAGCAAAAGUCAAAACGACCAAGAAGAGCCUCACCGGCUAUAUUCUCUACUCCAGUGAUGUGCGAAAGGGUAUAAGUCAGAGCAAUCCGGAUGCCACAUUUGGUGACAUUUCGCGCUUGGUGGGCAACGAGUGGAAGAGUCUGCCAGCCAGCGUCAAACAAAGCUGGGAGGAUCGCGCCAACAAGCUGAACGAAGAGGCCGCCAUGCGUCGCGAGCUUGACGAUAACCAAAACUGCGGCAGUCCAUUGCCUCAGCACUCUAUGAGUAGCCAGGAAGCUAGUCCACCGCUGACCUACGAGUGUCAGUGGGACAAAUGUGACUUUCAGUUCGAGGAAAUGGCCGACUGCACCGAGCAUUGCCUGUCGGAUGGCACCGGGCACAUAAAUCGGCAUCCGCAAGCGGGAGUCGAAAUGGAGUACGUCUGUCUGUGGCGCAAUUGUCCUCGCAUUCGCAAGUCGAUACAAGCGUUCCCCAAUGUGCUGCGUCUCGUCAAGCAUGUGCGCGAGGUGCAUCUGAGCAAAUGUGGCAAGCCGCUUAGCAUCGCAGAACGAAGCAAGAACUUUAUACCGCGCAAGCAGAAGAAUCAACCGCAAUUACCUUUAACGAUGCCAUCCAGCAAUGUCAUGUCACCGCGGGCGCCGCUCAACGCGGAGAUAUUGCAGCAACAGCAGCACCAAUUGCACCUGCAACAGCAGCAGCAGCAGCAACAGCAACAACAACAACAACAGCAACAACAACACCAAAUGCAGACCAUUGUUGCGGGACCGCCUCCAGAGCCUAUGUUCGUUACUGUGCCACCCCGUGCCAAUCGUGUCAUCCAUUCCGAGGCGUAUAUUAAGUACAUUGAGAGCCUGCAGACGGGCAGCCAUUUGAGUGUCAGUGCCUGCAACAACAAUUGGCGACGGUCACUAACCCACGUGCAUCCCAACCAGGUGGGCAAUACGAAACUGCCGGAGCACUGGCUCGGCCCCGAUGUACGUGACCGAGAAAAUGUGGUGCAGGCGCUGUGCCAUUUACGCAAUUUCAUGCUGGACGACGUACUCGAAAUCCGACGCAGCUGCAACUAACCUUAGUUCUCCAUUAAAAUCUCAGCUUACCUUUCUGUCAAAAAAUACAAACAAAGAAAUAUGUAAGAUAACUAA